UGUUUUGAGAAUAAUUUUUCACUAGACAAAGUAGCUGGCCGGUAGUGAGUUAAGUAAGUGCCUCAGUUUAGUCAGUCAUCUGCCUCAAAUUUGUAGAGCUUCAGUUUAUCCCAUUAUGGGAAACUGUUUAAAAAGCUCCGGGCAAGACGAUAUAUCUCUUUUACACGAUGAAGAAAGCGCAGACUCCCCAACAACAGGCGAACCACCACCGCCAUAUCAGGAGGAAGCGCCAAUCUUUAUACAAAGUCAACAUGCUCCUCAUCUCCUAUCUGAAGAACAGCAGAUUCGUUUGGCUCAGCGUUUAGGCUUGAUUCAACAUCUUCCAGUCGGAAAAUACGAUGGAUCGAAAGGAAAAAAGAGAGAGUGUGUUAUUUGCAUGACAGACUUUGCUAUGGGGGAUCCAAUACGGUUUCUUCCUUGUAUGCACAUAUAUCACAAAGACUGUAUAGAGGAUUGGCUGGUGAGAUCAUUCACCUGUCCUUCAUGUAUGGAACCUGUAGAAGCAGCUUUAUUGUCAACAUACUAUGAAGCAUCAACAGAAUAACAACAAUGUAAUUAUGUCUUUGAAGAGACAAAUGAUAGACAUUUUUUCUAAUGCCUCUUUUUACAAAAACAUUGGGCUGAUGGAACAAAUGGAACCAUGUUCCUGUAAAUCAAUCUGGUGUUUUCCAGAGGAUUCAAGAAAGUAAUUCCUUUUCAGAUAGUAGCUUACUAAGGUGCUAUUUAGUAUUAUUUUGAAGGUUUAAAAGGUAACACUAUUUCAUGUUCAAAGAGACAUGACCCUAUACAAUAUUUCUGCUGUUUCUUUUUGUUUGUAUGUUUUUAAUUUGGAGUUAUUAGAAUUUCCUUCCCAUACUUGCUGUUUUAAAAAAUUCAUGUUCUUUUUUCUUUACACAUGGGUAA
This is a messenger RNA of Pocillopora damicornis (cauliflower coral), 903 nucleotides long. RefSeq names its product RING finger protein 11. Gene Ontology annotation, cellular component: ubiquitin ligase complex. NCBI's taxonomy places the organism in Eukaryota, Metazoa, Cnidaria, Anthozoa, Scleractinia, Pocilloporidae. Gene Ontology annotation, molecular function: ubiquitin protein ligase activity. The record is from RefSeq and is a predicted model, not a curated record. Gene Ontology annotation, biological process: ubiquitin-dependent protein catabolic process.